AUGUCCGGCGAGAUAGCUAGGGAGAUCGACGACCUGAAGCGGCUCCUCGAGACGCCGAUGCGCGUCGCACCGGCGCGGCGGUCGCCAGGGAGGAGCCGCUACGCAGGGGGCACGCCUCCACGGUCGCCCACCGCGACGGUGGACGCGUCGCGGAUGUCGCGGCCGGUGGCGUCGUUCGACUUCGGCGCGAGCGCGGGCGAGGUCGCCGCUGCGUCGCGCCCGCAGCAGGCCAUGAUGCACGCCCUCGGCAACACGGAGGCGAUGAUGGCCAACCUGCAGCGCAAGCUGUCGACAGGUGAUGCGGAGAUGGAGGCGGCGUACGCGGAGGCCAGGGAGGUGCACGGCCAGCAGAUGGCGCGCAAGGAGGCGGAGAUCGCGGAGCUGCGUCAGCUCGCGAGCCAGAGGGAGCGGGAGAAGGACGACAUUCGCAGGAGGGCCGGGGAGCAGAAGGCUGCGCUGGAGAAGCGCCUCGCGGACUCGGAGGCGGCGCUGGCGGAGGCGAGGGCCGAGGCGAGGCACCUGCGCGACGCCCUCGGGGCCGCGCAGCAGGAGACGACGACGUUGCGCUCGCAGCUACAGAACCAGCAGCGCGCCUUCGAGAUGGAGAUGCAGACGACCGCAGCUCGGCACGACGCGGCCAUGGAGGCGACGCAGCUGCGCAUGGAGAGCGAAAAGAGGGAGCUGAUGAGCCAGCUGGACAACUUGAAGGAGAAGCUCCAGGUGGAGAUGAAGCGGCUGGAGAGUUCCGUGGAGUCGCUGACGCAGGAGCGGGACGCGGAGCGCGCGGCGAAGGAGGCGGCGGUGGCGGAGCGGGACGCGCUGCGCGGCGCGCACACGCAGCUGCAGGCGGAGCACGCCGCGGUGCAGACGCGCGCGGAGGACCUCGCGCGGGGCAAGGAGGAGGCGGAGAGCGAGGUGCGGGGCCUGAAGGGGGAGCUCGAGGGCCUCAAGGACGCGCACCGCAGCCUGGCCAGCGAGCACGGCAGCGCAGUGCAGCAGCUGCGGCAGGAGCGCGAGGGGCGGCAGGGGGCGCGGGCGGCGCUCGAGGAGCUCAGGAAGGAAGCUGCGGCGGCGACGGAGGCGGCCAAGCUCGAGGAGUACAAGCGGAAGCAGGCGGUGGCGAAACUGCACAAGGAGCGGAAGAACCGUCUGGACGCGCAGCAGACGAAGGAGAUCUGCCGGAAGCUGCAGUGCGAGCGGAAGGCGCGCCGGAGCCUCGAGAGGUGGCUCGAAGCCGAGCUGCAGUCGCGGGAGGAGAUGGAGACGCUGUUCGUGACGCUGCGCGACAUCGCGCUCACGCGGGACCGGCCCACGGAGUCCGGCGACGUCCGUGCGCUCGCCGACUUGAUCCGCAAGUACGAGGCUCGCGUGUCGGCGACCGACACGCUGCGGCACGAGGCGCUGCAGGCGAACGGGCGGUUCGGCGGCGCGGCGGAGGGCUCGCCGGGCCGCGAGGCGCUGGCGUACAAGAGCGUGAUCGACCGCGACAGCGAGGCGCUGCGCAGCGAGGUGGCCAAGCUGCGGCAGCUGCUCACAGAGAAGCUGGUGGGGUGA
Pedinophyceae sp. YPF-701 is the source of this 1554-nucleotide messenger RNA. NCBI's taxonomy places the organism in Eukaryota, Viridiplantae, Chlorophyta, Pedinophyceae. The record is from the annotation of a GenBank genome assembly.